AUGAACGACCAAACGCAAUUCACAGAAAGAGCCCUAACGAUUUUGACAUUGGCUCAAAAAUUGGCCUCAGAUCAUCAACAUCCACAAUUACAGCCUAUACAUAUUCUAGCCGCUUUUAUUGAAACGCCUGAGGAUGGGUCAGUCCCAUAUCUGCAGAAUUUGAUUGAAAAGGGCCGUUACGAUUAUGAUCUUUUCAAAAAAGUAGUUAAUAGAAAUCUCGUAAGAAUUCCGCAACAGCAACCUGCUCCUGCCGAGAUAACUCCAAGUUAUGCUUUGGGAAAGGUUCUACAAGAUGCCGCCAAGAUUCAGAAACAACAGAAAGAUUCGUUUAUAGCGCAAGAUCAUAUACUAUUUGCUCUUUUCAAUGACUCGUCCAUUCAGCAAAUUUUUAAGGAAGCUCAAGUAGACAUUGAGGCUAUCAAGCAACAAGCCCUUGAACUUCGUGGUAACGCCAGAAUUGAUUCCCGUGGGGCUGAUACAAACACACCUUUGGAAUACCUAUCUAAAUAUGCCAUUGAUAUGACCGAGCAGGCCCGUCAAGGUAAGCUAGAUCCUGUCAUCGGCCGUGAAGAAGAAAUAAGAAGCACUAUCAGGGUUCUGGCUAGAAGAAUCAAGUCCAACCCAUGUUUGAUUGGUGAGCCAGGUAUCGGUAAGACCGCUAUCAUUGAAGGUGUUGCUCAAAGGAUUAUCGAUGAUGAUGUGCCCACUAUUUUACAGGGUGCCAAAUUAUUCAGUUUGGAUUUAGCCGCAUUGACUGCAGGUGCCAAGUAUAAAGGUGAUUUUGAAGAAAGAUUCAAGGGAGUCUUGAAGGAAAUCGAGGAAUCGAAAACUUUGAUCGUUUUGUUCAUCGAUGAAAUUCACAUGUUGAUGGGUAACGGUAAAGAUGAUGCUGCUAACAUCUUGAAGCCAGCUUUGUCUAGAGGCCAGUUGAAAGUAAUCGGUGCCACCACCAAUAAUGAAUAUAGAUCUAUUGUGGAAAAGGAUGGUGCCUUCGAAAGAAGAUUUCAGAAAAUUGAAGUUGCUGAGCCAAGUGUGAGACAAACUGUCGCCAUCUUGAGAGGUCUACAACCAAAAUAUGAAAUACAUCAUGGUGUAAGGAUCCUGGAUAGCGCCUUGGUCACUGCUGCUCAAUUAGCCAAGCGUUACCUACCAUAUAGAAGAUUACCAGAUUCUGCUUUAGAUUUAGUCGAUAUAUCUUGUGCUGGUGUUGCAGUGGCAAGAGAUUCUAAACCGGAAGAACUGGACUCUAAGGAACGUCAAUUGCAGUUGAUUCAAGUGGAAAUUAAGGCUUUAGAAAGAGAUGAAGACGCUGACUCCACCACUAAGGAUAGAUUAAAGUUGGCUAGACAAAAGGAAGCUUCGUUGCAAGAAGAAUUAGAACCAUUAAGGCAACGUUACAACGAAGAAAAACACGGCCAUGAGGAACUAACACAGGCUAAAAAGAAACUUGAUGAAUUAGAAAACAAGGCUCUUGAUGCGGAACGUAGAUAUGAUACUGCUACCGCUGCUGAUUUAAGAUAUUUUGCCAUUCCAGAUAUCAAGAAACAAAUCGAAAAGCUUGAAGAUCAAGUCGCUGAAGAAGAAAGGCGUGCUGGUGCCAGCUCUAUGAUUCAAAAUGUGGUCGAUUCAGAUACUAUUUCCGAAACAGCCGCAAGAUUGACUGGUAUCCCUGUUAAGAAAUUGUCGGAAUCUGAAAAUGAAAAGUUGAUUCAUAUGGAACGUGAUUUAUCUUCUGAAGUUGUGGGCCAAAUGGACGCUAUUAAGGCAGUCUCCAACGCCGUGAGAUUGUCCAGAUCUGGUUUAGCUAACCCAAGACAGCCAGCAUCCUUCUUAUUUUUGGGUUUGUCAGGUUCCGGUAAAACUGAAUUAGCUAAAAAGGUGGCUGGAUUUUUGUUUAAUGACGAGGAUAUGAUGAUCAGGGUCGACUGUUCCGAAUUGAGUGAAAAAUACGCUGUUUCUAAACUAUUAGGUACCACGGCAGGUUAUGUUGGCUAUGAUGAAGGUGGGUUCUUAACUAAUCAACUGCAAUACAAACCAUAUUCUGUUUUAUUAUUCGAUGAAGUGGAAAAGGCUCAUCCUGAUGUUUUAACUGUUAUGCUACAAAUGCUGGACGAUGGUAGAAUUACUUCCGGUCAAGGUAAGACGAUUGACUGCUCCAAUUGUAUUGUUAUUAUGACUUCCAAUUUGGGUGCUGAAUUUAUUAAUUCUCAGCAAGGAUCCAAGAUUCAAGACUCUACUAAAAAUUUGGUCAUGGGUGCCGUUAGACAACACUUCAGGCCGGAAUUUUUGAAUAGAAUCUCCAGUAUCGUCAUUUUCAAUAAACUAUCGAGAAAGGCUAUUCAUAAGAUUGUGGAUAUUCGUUUGAAAGAGAUUGAAGAGAGAUUCGAGCAAAAUGACAAACAUUACAAGUUGAAUUUGACCCAGGAAGCCAAGGAUUUCUUGGCCAAAUAUGGUUAUUCUGAUGACAUGGGUGCACGUCCACUAAACAGGUUAAUUCAAAACGAAAUUUUGAAUAAAUUAGCUCUUAGAAUCCUGAAAAAUGAAAUUAAGGAUAAGGAAACAGUUAAUGUCGUUUUGAAGAAAGGUAGAUCCCGUGAUGAAAAUGUUCCUGAGGAAGCCGAAGAAUGUUUGGAGGUUUUACCAAACCACGAAGCAACGGUGGGGGCCAAUGCCUUAGAUGAUGACGAUAACGGAGACAGUAUGGAAAUUGACGAUGAUUUAGAUUAG
This is a messenger RNA of Saccharomyces mikatae IFO 1815, 2727 nucleotides long. RefSeq names its product chaperone ATPase HSP104 (gene HSP104). Gene Ontology annotation, molecular function: ATP binding; ATP hydrolysis activity. The coding region runs from base 1 to 2727 and encodes 908 amino acids. The transcript has a single exon. The record is from RefSeq and is a predicted model, not a curated record. NCBI's taxonomy places the organism in Eukaryota, Fungi, Ascomycota, Saccharomycetes, Saccharomycetales, Saccharomycetaceae. Gene Ontology annotation, cellular component: cytosol; cytoplasm. Gene Ontology annotation, biological process: cellular response to heat.